CUGUAUAUUCAAUAUUCCGCAAUAAUAAUUUGGAAACCACCUAGUAUUGAGCCCAAAUUCAAAUUAAUCUAAAGAGUAAACCGGGUGAAAACGAAAAAAAAAUAGAAAUAAAAUACAAUACUCCGGACGGAGUAAUUAUAAAGUAAGACCAAAAAGGAAGGGUAAAACGAAGGAAGUGCAGAGAGACCGUGACGGAGGGGGGACAAAAAUCGAUCGGCCGAUCAAAAAAAUUAAAAAAAAAAAAGCCGAAGAAAUUUCGCUUUCCUCUUUCACAAUUCACACUCAUCGUCUUCUCCACAUUAUUAAUUUUAAUUUUACUUCUCUCUCUAAACCUCUCUCUCCUCUCUUCUCAACUCUACUUGUAUUGUUGCAGUCAUCUUCUUCCUUCACUUCUCACUCUUUCUCUCUCCUCGAUCUGCAAUUCAUUCAAUCUCCAUCCUUCCAAACCCUAGAAAACUCCAUUAAUGGUGAAUGUUAAUUCUUCAUUACUAUCAUCUUGAUUCGCUGAAGAAUGCUCCGACUCUAUUGAAUGGCUCAGUACAGGCAGCAGUCAGGGAGUACUAGCAACAGUAACCACCAUUUUAGCAACGGCAUUAGCAUCACCGCCGCUUCCGCCGCCGGUGCUGGUGGUUCUGAGCACGUCAGUAUUGGAGUUCGUGGGCCGUCGCAUAAACAGUCGCGGCAUCAUCAUCGGAGAUUAGGUUAUUCCAAACGAAGGAUCUCGAUCGGAACUGUUAUUACUCUUCUUUGUUUUGUUCUUGCUGCUUCGGCUUUCGGUUACGUUUUUUUAUCCAGGGAUCAUAGUUCGGACAUAGAUACAAAAGAUACCCAAGAUGAUGCUUUCCGGGAUGAUUUUCUUACAAAUGUGACAAGAAUUACCACUCCCAUGGUCAAGUUUGGCCAUGACUCCGUGGGUCAUGGCCGUGAUUCAAGGUAUUGGGAUGGGGAUGAUCGGAGAAGGGAUGAAGAUUACAAUGAGGAUGCACAUAAAAGUAGUGCAGAUAGUGAUGAUGAAUCUGAGAAAGGUCAUGGAUCCAGUAGAGUGAAGAGUCCAACAAAGAAGUCCAAUAACCCUAUAAGUAAGAGCACAGAUCAUCAUGGUUUGUACAAUGAAGCAGGGCGUAACGAAUUGAAAAUGUAUGAAGAAAAAUAUGAAGCUUCUUUGAAGAAUGUUGGCCAAGAAGGUGUGGAAUCCGAGGAUGGAAAUCAUGUUUUAGAUGGGGGUCGUUCGGAUAUGGAGACUGAAGAUGCUGACGCAGAUGAUGAAUAUGACGAUGCGAUUGAUUCACAUGAUGUUCAUGUAGACGAAUAUGAUGAUAGUAGGCAUGAAAGUGUGGGGAACUCCAAACUGCCUAAAUCUCACUCAGAACAUGGUGGAACUGUUUUUGUAGGUCAUGAUUCGAUUGUGGAUUAUGACUCAAAUGAUAGUUCUUCUAAACAGCAGAGUUCUAACAACAGUGGGAAAAGCAAACAAGUCAGUGCUUCAAAUACUGGUUCUGGAAAGCAGCCAAAGAAACGUAGAAAACACCGCAAGUUUUCAUCUUCAAGUUGUGAUAUGAAAUUGCUGAAUUCUACCGCGCAACUUGUAGAGCCUCUUGAAAGUAGAAAAUUUGCUAGAUUUUCACUAUCGUAUACAGAAAGAGAAGAGAAGCCUGUCGGGGAAGAUAGCUGGGAACCUAGGUUUGCUGGGCAUCAGACCUUAAGAGAAAGGGAAGACUCAUUCCUUGCACGUGAUCAAAAGAUUAAUUGUGGCUUUGUUAAGGGUCCUUCAGAGUAUUCUAGUACAGGAUUUGACUUGGCUGAGGAUGAUUCCAGAUACAACAGUAAAUGCCACAUUGCUGUUGUUUCUUGCAUCUUUGGAAACUCAGAUCGCCUGAGAUCUCCUUUUGUUAAAGUGAUAAGUCGUUUGUCUAGGAAAAAUGUUUGCUUUGUGAUGUUUAUGGAUGAAAAGACUUUGCAAACCAUUUCUUUAGAAGGCCAUAUACCCGACAGAAUGGGAUUCAUUGGUUUGUGGAAGAUUGUUGUGGUGAAGAAUCUUCCUUAUACAGACAUGAGGAGAGUCGGGAAGAUACCAAAGCUUCUGUCUCAUCGACUCUUUCCUUCAGCAAGGUAUUCCAUUUGGUUGGAUAGCAAAUUGCGUCUCCAACGCGACCCUCUGUUGUUAUUGGAGCACUUCUUGUGGCGAAAGGGUCAUGAAUACGCAAUAUCAAAUCACUAUGAUCGUCAUUGUGUUUGGGAAGAAGUGGAGCGGAACAAGAAGCUUAAUAAAUUCAACCACACUAUGAUUGAUCAGCAAUUUCAAUUUUAUCAGGCUGACGGGCUUAAGAGAUUUAAUGCCUCUGAUCCUGAAAAGAUGCUUCCAAGCAAUGUACCAGAAGGGUCUUUGAUAGUAAGGGCACACACACCAAUGUCAAAUCUAUUUUCAUGUCUAUGGUUUAAUGAGGUGGACCGUUUUACUCCAAGAGAUCAGUUAAGCUUUGCGUAUACAUACCAGAAGUUGAAAAAGAAAAAUCCUAGCAAAACAUUUUAUCUCCACAUGUUCAAGGAUUGUGAGAGGAGACAGAUAGCAAAGUUGUUCCACCACAGGUCCGAUGAAAAGCAUAGUACGUCACGGGAUGCUACGGAGUAGGCGAAGGGAAGCAGUGUUCACAUAGUGUGAGUUUCCACUUUCUUCUGUACGUUAUGCUUGGACGUGCCUUGCCAUUCUUGGAAAAUAUAAUCGCUCCCCACGAGUUUCAUAUUAGGUCGUGGAUGCCGGUACAAUACACUAUACUGGAUUUUUUCAAUGAGGACAUAAUUUUGCUUGAUAACAAUGGGUUCUGCUGGACCAAAGUGGCAGGGCAGCUAAACACUUCAGGUUAACAGCUAUGGAAGGAAUCGUUCAUUUUGUAGUUCCUCAUUUGUAUUAAUUUUAUUCCAAUUCAUUCUAUGUUUGAUGGCUAGACGAGCCAUCAUCCAAUACUCCUGUAACUCUAAUAUUGAUUUUGAGAAAACUACUGGUGUCAUAUGUAUUUUUAGGGACGAUACGACCUGGGGAAAAUUUUUUGAUUGGUCAUUUACAGUGUAUUCUAGCUUUUGGAAAACAUUUUUAGAUUAAUACAUUGAUGUUGGUUCGUAUAUAUUCACUCACUAUUCAGAAGAUUAUUGGAACAACUUUUUUUGCUU
Messenger RNA from Chenopodium quinoa (quinoa), 3165 nucleotides. RefSeq lists its product as uncharacterized. NCBI's taxonomy places the organism in Eukaryota, Viridiplantae, Streptophyta, Magnoliopsida, Caryophyllales, Amaranthaceae. The transcript is spliced from 7 exons. The coding region runs from base 530 to 2629 and encodes 699 amino acids. The record is from RefSeq and is a predicted model, not a curated record.